AUGUCAGACCCAAAGAAAAGUUGUAUAGGACAUUUGAAUAACUUAAAAACAUGGAGAAAUCAUAUUAGAGUCAGACGUUUAUGCAGGAACUUAGUACUGCCGAAUAACAAACUACGGGAAUUUAUGAACCGGAUGACUUCCUGCAUUGAUGAAGGACUUGGCAAGGAAACACAUCCAAAAGCAACAAUCAAAUGCUGGCAAACAUAUGUCCAAGACAUGCCUACUGGUAAUGAAAAAGGCCAAUUCUUGGCUCUUGAUUUGGGAGGUUCAAAUUUCCGCGUUCUCAAACUAGAUUUAGGAGAAAAUAGAUAUUUUAAAAUGAGUCAAGAGACAUAUGAGUGUUCUAAGGAGUUGAUGAAUGGAUCAGGAACCAUAUUGUUUGAUUACAUAGCCAAUUGUUUGAACAAAUUUGUGAUCGCACAAGGACUAAAAUCCAAUAGCCAACUUCCUUUGGGUUUCACGUUUAGUUUCCCAAUGUCACAAUCAAGCAUUGACUCAGGAGAACUUGUAAGGUGGACAAAAGGUUAUACAUGUGAUGGCGUGGUUAAUCAAGAUGUAGUACAGCUGUUGUCAAAGUCAAUCAAAAAUAUCCCAGACUUGAAUGUACACAUUUGUGCAAUUUUAAAUGACACCGUUGGCACUUUAAUGUCCUGUGCUUGGUUGAAUCCGAAAACCAGAAUAGGCUUGAUUGUUGGUACAGGUUGUAACUGUUGUUACGUAGAAAAAGUGAAGAAUAUCCAGUUGUUUAGUGGUGACCCAAAAAAAGAAGAAAUGGUUAUCAAUCUAGAGUGGGGUGCAUAUGGAGAUAAUAAUGAACUUGAAGAUUUUUUUACUAAAUAUGACAAAGUUAUUGAUGAAAAUUCUGAAAAUCGUGGCCAACAAAUUUUUGAAAAAAUGAUAUCUGGAAUGUACCUUGGAGAAUUGUUAAGAUUAGUAUUAUUAGACAUGAUAGACAAAGAAUUAAUAUUUGAUGGGACAAAGCCAUCAAUGCUUAAUACUCCUCAGUCAUUGACUAGUGAUGUGUUAUCCUUAAUUGAGAAUGAUCCACCUGGAACUUAUACAGGCACUAGAAAGUUCCUUCAGAGAAUUGGAGUGGCCAAUCCUACAGAUGGUGACUGUAUGAAUGUUAGAUAUGCAACAGAGUGCAUUUCGAGAAGGUCUGCGUAUUUAGUAGCAGCUGGUCUUUCAGCCAUAUUGAAUAAGAUGAACGAGAAAGAUGUAAUAAUUGGAGUGGAUGGGUCAGUGUACAGAUUUCAUCCGUAUUAUCAUAAUUUGUUAGUGGACAAAAUAAGUGAAUUGGUAAACAGUGGUAUAAAAUUUGGUAUUAUACUUUCUGAAGAUGGCAGUGGAAGAGGUGCAGCCGUCUUAGCAUCAGCGGUUUGUCCAGAUGGAUAA
Macrosiphum euphorbiae (potato aphid) is the source of this 1395-nucleotide messenger RNA. Lineage: Eukaryota; Metazoa; Arthropoda; Insecta; Hemiptera; Aphididae. The record is from the annotation of a GenBank genome assembly.